Messenger RNA from Zychaea mexicana, 654 nucleotides. RefSeq lists its product as uncharacterized. The record is from RefSeq and is a predicted model, not a curated record. NCBI's taxonomy places the organism in Eukaryota, Fungi, Mucoromycota, Mucoromycetes, Mucorales, Lichtheimiaceae. The transcript has 2 exons. Gene Ontology annotation, molecular function: protein binding. Bases 183 to 533 code for a protein of 116 amino acids.
CUAACAGUCCUUGUUUUAGUACAAUUUUCCAUCUUAAAAUGCGUUGUCUACGUUGCCCCGCGUUGUUGACGGUACCCUAUGCUUGGGAAUAUGCUAAGUCGGAAAUUCCUGCUUUAGUGAGCAGCGCAUAACAUUCUGUGUCUCUCAUCUUGACACUAUAUGAAAACUCCCUUAUUAAAAUAAUGGCAAUAAAUCGUGAGCAAACGUCAAGCGAUUUUGUACUCAUUUGGCCAUACGAAAUUCAGUGCCACAUUUUCUCAUUCUUGUCAACGGAAGAGCUCGUUGAAUGCUUGAACGUCUGCUUGCAAUGGCAACGUCAACUCUUGCAGUGUACAAGUCUUUGGCACGAUCUGCAACUUACGAACAUCCGCCCUGAUUGUUUCCAAAUGCUACAUCACAAUACUGCCCAUGUCAAAGCACUGUUCAUAAACGACGACGGUACCGAUCUAAAAGCUGCAUUCCAGAUGUUAAUGUCUUGUGAUUUUGAAAACUUGAAAUCGUUGAUACAAAUCAUCAUACUUUUUUUGAUAUAGCUCUUAGGGUAGAGUUUCCUGACAACGAUUUAUUUCAAAGCGUGAUUUAUCCAGCAUUACGCAAUGUUGGCAGCUCCUUAGAUGAGGUGGAUUUUGCAUAUUUCGAUUUCAAAACACUGUC